Messenger RNA from Diversispora eburnea, 1275 nucleotides. The record is from the annotation of a GenBank genome assembly. Lineage: Eukaryota; Fungi; Glomeromycota; Glomeromycetes; Diversisporales; Diversisporaceae.
AUGUUUAACGAAUAUAAAAGCGAGAUUACAGAACGCCCGAGUACCCCAGACUCCAUAAUAAAAAUGUGGGUUCUACUAGAAGGGUCACAAAGGGCUGUAAAAUUGAAAGCCGACUUAUCCGAAACUAAAGACUUGGACGAUUUCGCACUAAUUCUCAAAAGAGAGUUUGAAGAGUUAGAAAAAGUCAGACCGCAAGAUAUUGUAUUUUUAGAUAGCAAUAACACUUCUAUUCGACCGGGCAUCGACCUCAAAUCCCUGUCAGAUAAUUCAACAGACGAAAACCCACUUGUUGUUCGUUACCCACUUACAAAUGCAAACGUUGUGGUGAAUUAUUCGUACAGACAUAAACAUGGUAGUACUGAAAUACCGCAUACAAGUGGCUCUUUAAGUCUGUUAAAAGAAGUCAUAAAAGAAAAAUACGAAGAUUUGGAGACAAAAGAAUUCUAUUUUUUAAAUGACAAAACGGAGAUUAGGAACGAGUAUAACUUCAAUACCGCAGUAUCUCAAACCCUGGAUGGUAAAAACUGCGUAUUUAAGUUAAAAGUCAUAGUCAAAGGUAAAAAAUCUUAUAGUGAGUGGGAUCUAAAGGAUGUGUUCAAGAAGAUAUUAGGGAAACCGAAUUAUGAAUAUCUUAGUGAUAUACCUAGAUUUAAUCUGAAUCGCCUUCCCUCGUUAACGCCACCAUUUACUGAGGGCGAGAUAAAAAAGUUCGUUGAGGAACUUCAACAAGCACUUAACGCAUUAAAUAACGAAUGUGAUAAUGAAUCGAUGGCUCGUUUAUAUAUUAAUGCCUUCAUGAAAUCUGCAGUUUGUUAUAUAAAAGAUCACAUAAACGAAUCAACACAGUUAUGCGUGGAAAAACAACUGGAUGGGAGCUAUGGGUAUGGCCCUGUCGACUACAUGGUGAAGCUCACCGAAAUUUUGGUGCUGUUAUGUGAAGCAAAAUCGGAAGACAUGAAUAAAGGAGUAGCACAGGUUGUUGUACAAAUGCAGAGUGCAAUAGAAAAUUUGGGUAAACGCAAGAGACCAGUGAUGUUCGGAAUAGUUACAACUUCAAAACUAUGGCGAUUUGUCCGUUGGACUGGAUCAUUAGAAGAACCAACGGUUCAUAUUUCUGUAGAAUACGCUUGUAAUUUUAAGAGUAAUAUGGAACCCGAAAAAGAAGUGUUAAAGUAUAUUGCUCGGGUGUUACAAGCCCAGGCUACGCAAUUUGGCGAUGGAGGCCAUUCUUCAAAACGUCAAUGUACUGAUCACGAUCAAGAAUGUGAUACAUGA